AUGCCUGGAAUAGAUGUCGAGAACAUUUCGAACCUUGGGGAAAAUCAGUUGAUUACUGAUGAUAGCGUUGUCCGGAAUAGUCUUUCAAAAGGCAGGGAAUUGACGCAAAGACUUCGAGCUACUAUCAUAGAAAACUCGAAGGCAAAUAGAGCGGAGCGCAUUAUGCGCGAAGGUACCAAACCCAACAAUUUUGCAGAAUAUGCAUCAAAAAUGCCCUCUCCCACUGCAGCCAGAAAUCCCACUGCAGCAGAAAAGCAAGCCAUGAUCAAGUGGAUCAAAGAGGAUGUGCAAAUGAAAGGAAUUAUUUGCAGAAAACUUUCGGCCGUCAUCCAAGGACUCCUGGACGAGUCGUCCACUGCUCAAGAGCAAUGGGACAUCCUUGCCAUGAAUUUUGGACACCUAGACAUGAGUUCUCAAUUUGAGUUAUGA
This is a messenger RNA of Suillus plorans, 429 nucleotides long. RefSeq lists its product as uncharacterized. The transcript has 3 exons. The record is from RefSeq and is a predicted model, not a curated record. NCBI's taxonomy places the organism in Eukaryota, Fungi, Basidiomycota, Agaricomycetes, Boletales, Suillaceae. The coding region runs from base 1 to 429 and encodes 142 amino acids.